This is a messenger RNA of Megalopta genalis, 1152 nucleotides long. Lineage: Eukaryota; Metazoa; Arthropoda; Insecta; Hymenoptera; Halictidae. The record is from RefSeq and is a predicted model, not a curated record.
GAUCUCGCUACAUCGUCAACUCAGUUCCCGAUCUCGCGUCGCGGCCGUUCUGUUCGAUGCACGUUUGCCGAAUCCAAGGAAAAUAAUCAACGACCAGCAAGGAUCAGACAAAGAAAUUGGCAGUUCCAAAAUGCAGAAGUUCUCACUGACGUGCCUCGUAUUUACCAUUGCCGCACUCAUAAUUGCGGAGUUCUCGAGUGGUCAACCUACGAAUUUAAGCAAGCACAACGGAACGGAAAUCGGAGGUUCGAUAUCCUGUCCACAUUCUGUGGACAAAAUCGGCUGUAUACCCACUUUAGAUAGGUGCGAUUAUGUUGCUACGCCAGGCCUAGGGGCGCACAAGGUUCAUAAACGCAAGAUGACGUGGAACGAAGCGCGAAAGAUCUGCUUGAUGGAAGGAGCUCACUUGGCCAUCUUAGAUUCUGCGAGCGAAGAAGCCCUGUUCAAAGGCUGGAUGAAAGAAGCGCACUUGGAUCGUGUCUGGUUAGGUUUUCACGAUUUGUUUGAGGAAGGGUCCUGGACAACUGUGACCGGCGAAUUGGUCGAUACAAUGAGCUAUCAUCCAUGGGGUAACGAUGAGCCCAACAAUUUAAGCGAUAGACAGCACUGUGCAGCCCUAUGGGAAAAAUUUAAGGAAGGUGGGGCUGACGACAUCGGCUGCGACUCCAAGUGUCCGUUCGUCUGCGAAAUCAAUUUGUGUAAUUCUUCAAAUCCCUCUCCUGUUCCGAAUGAUGCUCACUAUUUCGAAAUAUUGAGUUAAUAACUCGUAAAGCAUGAUUAUCGUAGUUUGUCCAGUAUAUGAAUGUGGAAAUCAAAAGGAGGAUAGAUUAUAACAGUACAUAGACUGUUGAAUUAAGAAGACGAUAUAAUAUAAUACAUACAAUAUGGAAUCAAUUUAAAUAUAUAAGAUAAUAUACGAAAUAUGGUGAAAUAAAUAAAAAAUAGAAGACAAUGGGUAACAAAAUUUUAUUAUAUUCAUGUAUGGUACAUAACACUUUCCACUGCUACUAAUUUGGCGUAUUAGAUUUGUGAAUUAAUAUGAAAAACUCGGUAAAAGUUUAUCGCUAACAGAUAAACCGAAAUAAUAAAAGAAAUGCGGAAAUAUUUUUCAUGUUCUUUAAAAAUAAUAAAAGAUUUUAGAAGAAACCAAAA